Carassius carassius (crucian carp) is the source of this 2055-nucleotide messenger RNA. RefSeq names its product adenosine receptor A2b-like. Gene Ontology annotation, biological process: adenylate cyclase-activating G protein-coupled receptor signaling pathway; G protein-coupled adenosine receptor signaling pathway. The transcript is spliced from 3 exons. Gene Ontology annotation, cellular component: membrane. Gene Ontology annotation, molecular function: G protein-coupled adenosine receptor activity. The coding region runs from base 525 to 1847 and encodes 440 amino acids. The record is from RefSeq and is a predicted model, not a curated record. Lineage: Eukaryota; Metazoa; Chordata; Actinopteri; Cypriniformes; Cyprinidae.
UCACUCACACACAUCUGACGCUGAACGUGCCGACGGAAUCAUUCACGAAUCAUGAACCUCUGAGGACUCGAGUUUUUGUAUUUCGCUUUCCGAGGGGUUGUCUUUUCAUCUUCAUGGGAUUUCCAGCUUAUUUAGAUUUUCUCAUUGUUAUUCCAGUGGUCAUCAACUCUGAUGGGAAUGCAGCGGAAUACUAAAUGUUAUAGAAAGUCAGGCAAGCAACACAUGGAACGGGGACUGCCUGGACCAUCACAUCUAACACCAUCACAUGGGAUCAGAAUGGAUUUUCAUUCAUUUUAUUUAAUACCAAAUCUCUCUUAAAAAUCUGAGGGGAAAUGUCUGUAGAUACUUUUUAAAAUAUUUACCAAGUUUUUAUUUUUAAUUGGCAAUUCAACAAUCUGGAACAUUUUUAACACGGUAACUCUUGAUUGUUGGCUGACACUAGGCCUGGUGAGGUGGCUGUUGCGUGGAGCUGCAGCUAUGGACAUUGAGGCGAGGUAUCUUCCUUUCUCCCCAGGAAGCUCACCAUGCUGAACAAUGUCUUUGACGUGUCGUACAUGAUUCUGGAGCUGCUGAUUGCCCUGCUCUCGGUCCUGGGCAACGUGUUGGUCUGCUGGGCAGUGGGCCUCAAUAGCAACCUCCAGAGCAUCACCAACUUCUUUGUUGUUUCGCUGGCCGUGGCAGACAUCGCAGUGGGUGUGCUGGCCAUUCCCUUUUCCAUCUUGAUUAGCACUGGAUUCUGUGCCAGUUUCUACGGUUGUCUGUUCAUCGCCUGCUUUGUCCUGGUGCUGACCCAGAGCUCCAUAUUUAGUCUUCUAGCCAUUGCCAUCGACCGCUACAUUGCUAUCAAGAUCCCGCUAAGAUACAACAGCCUAGUAACCGGGCAGCGUGCCAGAGGCAUCAUAGCGAUCUGCUGGGUUCUGUCGGUUAUCAUCGGUCUAACACCCAUGUUAGGCUGGCACAAAGCCCGCUCAGAAGAGGCCCUCAACAGCACCUGUCCACCCGGUAUGAUGGAGUGUUUGUUUGAGCAGGUGGUGGUCAUGGACUACAUGGUUUACUUCAACUUCUUCGCCUGCGUGCUGGUGCCAUUGCUCCUCAUGCUGGCCAUUUACCUACGGAUCUUCAUGGCCGCACGCCACCAACUCAAAUGCAUUGAGUCCAAAGCCGUACCCUAUGAGCUCAAGUCCCGCUCCACCCUGCAGAAAGAGGUCCACGCCGCAAAAUCUCUGGCGAUUAUCGUUGGCCUGUUCGCAGUUUGCUGGUUGCCGCUGCACAUCAUCAACUGUUUCACUCUGUUUUGUCCAAAGUGUGCACGGCCACCAAUUCUUGUCAUGUACCUAGCUAUAAUUCUCUCGCACGCAAACUCAGUCGUGAACCCAUUCAUUUACGCCUACCGCAUACGUGAAUUCAGAUACACUUUUCGGAAGAUCGUACGCUAUCACAUUUUGGGUAGACAAGAGCCUCUUUCUUGCAACGGAAGCACCCGUACCUUAGCCCGAACGAGUGUGGCGGAUUCGCUCCGGAUUAAAGUCAACGGCUUGGUGCGAGACCUCUACCCCGAACAGAGCAGCACCACCAGCAGCUGUGAAAGUGCUGAGCCCGGCCACACACACAGACCUGUUACGACGGAAAACUCCGUAUUAGAUAACCAGCCUAUGGAGCUCACUAAAGCUCACAGACAUCUGGGACUGAGGCAUCCAGAGUCACCGCUCACUGGGAAUAAUGAGGGCGUUGCAUGCAGGAAACAUACCCUACUUGACAUUACUGAUGGGAAGGAUCCAUCCUCGCCGCUUCAUGUUGAAUCAGCUCUGUACCUACAAGGUACAGUUGAACUCACAGAGGUUUCCUAAAAAUUUGUGCAUUCUGAAUGAUGGAUUCUAAUUAUUUAUUGCUGCUUCAAAAAAAUGAUGGGCUAAAAUAUGAAAUACAAAGUACAUAUUUUUGCUUUUUUAAGGACAUGACAUUACUGUGGAGCUGAAGCAGCUCAGAACUGAGUAUAUUUGAUAUUGUAAUGACUGUAAUGAUAAUGUAAACAUAUUAAAGAGCAUCAAAAAUGAA